This is a messenger RNA of Triticum aestivum (bread wheat), 894 nucleotides long. RefSeq lists its product as uncharacterized. Gene Ontology annotation, molecular function: protein binding. The transcript is spliced from 5 exons. NCBI's taxonomy places the organism in Eukaryota, Viridiplantae, Streptophyta, Magnoliopsida, Poales, Poaceae. Bases 1 to 810 code for a protein of 269 amino acids. The record is from RefSeq and is a predicted model, not a curated record.
AUGCUGCUGUCCGCCGUCAGCAGGAGCGUGGCGGCGGGGUUCUUCUCCGAGACAUUAGGCGUGCUCAAGGCCGGCUCAUACCAGGAAGGCGAGUGUGCGGCCUUCGCCUUGUCGGAUGCCAUUGGCUGCAGGAUCGGAGAGGGGUUCGUGUGGAUCCGGAGUCUCUCGGGGCGAGAAGGAGAAAGAGGAUCUGGAGCAAGACGAAGGAAUGUAAUGAAGGCUCUGCAGCGCGUGCCAGCCUUUUGUCAGCCUCUCCCCAAGUGGCUCCACCCAAUCAGACCCAGUGAGCAGGGCGAGCGGUCGAGCCCCAUCCACCUCCAUAAAACCCUCCUUGUUGUGCUGCUCAGAGCUCAGGCUCACAACCGCGUCUGGCAGGAGGACAGCACCGCGUCUGCGAGAGGAUUCCUGGAGAGACCAAGUGCAAGAGCUAUGGGCAACUCCUGUGUUACUGGCGCCUGCAGCAAGGGUUCCAAUGGGUCGGGGACAACCUUCAAAUGGAGGAUCGAUGGUUUCUCCUCGCUUCUCGAUAAGGAUGAAGGAUGGACCAACUCCAGUGUGUUUGUGAUCAAGGGGCUUAACUGGUACCUGAUGCUGAACCCAAGGGACAGAAAGAGUGGCGACCAGAAUGAAUAUGUUACUCUUAAACUUGUCCUGACUAAAGUAUCUGAGAGAUCCCAUAUGGUCGCGGAGACAACUUUCAAGUUCCUGAUAUAUGACCAAUUAUAUGGGAAGCACCAUGAAGAGCAUCAAGGUACGUUAGCUCCAUGGAGUAGUCCUUUAAGGUUCGCAACUAGUCGGUUACUAGAUUGAUAGUGUAGAUUAUAACCUGUUUCUCAAGAGGAGUACAAUAGUUAUGAAACAGAGAGAGAGAGAGAGAGAGAGAGAGUGUGUGUG